Nasonia vitripennis (jewel wasp) is the source of this 1696-nucleotide messenger RNA. Its product is annotated as roadkill-like. Lineage: Eukaryota; Metazoa; Arthropoda; Insecta; Hymenoptera; Pteromalidae. The record is from RefSeq and is marked validated. Gene Ontology annotation, molecular function: protein binding. Gene Ontology annotation, biological process: protein ubiquitination.
AGGACUAAGUAUAUAUACGGGCCGAGAAGGGAGUAGAUUGCGAUUCACGGAUACUUACUAAUACUUGUAAAAGUAUAAUAAAGUUUACUGGUGUUGAUUUAUUCUGCCGUUUUGGCGCAAACUGCAGAGCUCAUCAGUCAUCAGUCAUCACUGCUCGUAAUAAAAGCUAGGUUAUACAAUACCGGCUUACAAUUCGUAUCGCUAUCUUACCUCGCUGCGUUAAUAAAUGUAUAGUUAAAUCACAAAUGCAAUUUUUAAACGACGAAAUGCUUCAAGUAUAUGGGAUCGUAAUGUGAGAAAUCAACGCUUCUUCCUCGAUCUUUAGUGCAUACCCAACCUCUGUUACGUUGUAUACACACAUAUGCAAAUUGUAGUACCUACUGACCCCGCAAUUUAAUUUGUCAAGAUAUCAACAAAGAAACAAUGUCUACAGGACAAGUAAAAGGUGCUUUUGCUUGGGAUUUUGAAUGGACGAUUAAUUACGAGUGCCUUUCUGAUAAAAAUGUGGGAGAUAUGUUGAAAUCUCCAGUGUUCACAACAUCAGAUUUGCGUGAUUCUUACAAGUGGCAGCUUUGCCUGUAUCCAAAAAGUGACUGCGAAAAAAACAAAGACUUUUUUUCGCUUUAUCUGACACUUCUAAGCAAUGUCCCAUUCAAAAUAAAAGCAUCAUUGUCAAUUGUCACUAAAAGGGAUAGAAAAGUAGAAAAAUCAUUUGAACGUGUUAUGAAUAACUCUGAUGUAUCAGAUUCUCGGGAAUAUAAAAAGUUUGUGAAACGUAAUUUGAUUGAAAAAUCAUCAAAGACACUUCAUGACAACACCAUAAAGAUUGGUUGUAAAAUUGUUGUAUAUCGUAACGGGGAAGCAAAUAAUAUCCAAACGACGAAUGUCCUUAAAGAGCUUCAACGAUUGAGUACUGAUUUUGAGCAGUUAAUAGACAACGAAGAGUUAAACAAUAUUGAGUUUACAAUAGAAGGUAAAAAGUUGCGUGCCAACAGAAGCAUACUUGGUAAAAGAAGCCGCACUUUUGCUGCCUUGUUCAAUAAUGAGAUAAGCCAAAAGCGAGAAAGAGAGAUAGAAAUUACAGACAUUAGAUACGAGGUUUUUUUGAAAAUGAUGCACUACAUUUAUACCGGAAAAAUGAACGGCAUUGAAAAUAUAGCCAGUGAGCUUCUCACUGCAGCUGAUAAAUAUUGUCUGGAUGGACUCAAGCUGAUGUGUGAAAAAAGUCUUUGUCAUGAUGUGAAAACUGAAAAUGUCUUAGAUAAUCUUCAACUGGCUGUUCAACAUGGCUUAGAAAGUUUAAAAGCAAAAACCCUGGAAUUUAUUGUUACUCAAGCAGUUGACGUUGUCACCAGGUCAGAAUUUCGACAAUUACCUUACGAUAUUGUAUGCGAUGUUUGUUUUGCUCUGGCUUGCAAGAAAAAAUAGUUUUACAUCGAGAUGCAUGAAAACACUACGAAUCCUAGUUUCAAAAACUAUAAAAAUAUACUUUAUAAUUGCUUUAUAUUCAAGAACAAUUGUAACUACUGUUUUUAGUAAUGUGUAUGUUUACAAGUUAUAAGUUAACAAGAUCUUUUACACACAGAUACAGAAGAUUUACUGAUAGUAAAAACAACUUCUUUUGUAAUCAGUGAUAGUUAUAAGCAUUGAAGCCUUGUGUUUUAAGAAGAAUAAAUUUCUUUUUAAUUUUCAUUAA